GGGCAAAAUGGCUGCUUCCACCUCCCCGCAGACCCAAACAAUAGCGGAAAAACUGUCUGGCUUCAGCUGCCGGGAGUCCGAUGCACUGCGGUUGCUGACCGGUGAGGAGGAGGGAGCAGAAGAGGAGGAGGAGGAGCUGCGGAUUCCAGAUCUGGACAGUCUGAGCUCCAGCCCUGGGAAGAAGGGGCUGUUCAGUGUGGACCAAGACGGCCUCUCCACCCGGGAUGAUGCAGACACCAAAGUCCACAACUUGAAGUGUGAGGUGUGUGGGGCCCAGUUUGAGACGAGGCGGGGGCUGUCCAGCCACGCCCGCUCUCACUUGCGCCAGCUGGGCAUCAGUGUUUCAGAAAGCAGCGGGGCCCCCAUUGACCUCCUCUACCAGAUCACCAAGGAGCGCAACCCAGACGGGCACAACAGCCCGUCCCUCCUCCAGCCUCCCGCAGCCAAGAAAACCUCCCCUCCUCUUCCUCCAAAGAGCGAGGAGUUUGAGAACAUGGACUUUGAAGAGAAGCCAAUCCCUCUCCCAAUCCUUGCCAAAGCGGUGAAAGCAGUACCACCCUCUUCCUCCUCCACCCCUACACCUUCGCCCGGUGCCUCUCCACCCCCGUCAGCCCUGGUUCGCUCUGGCUCCCCCUCCUCAGUAGUGAGGAAAGCCCCCAUAUCCUCCCUGCUGCCCGUGUCUUCCCCCUUGCGCUCUCCAGACCACAAGUCUGGGGGAAUGAAAAGCUUGACCUCUAACCUUUCUGCCCCUGCGACCAUCACAACAACGAAACCUUUCUGGGCGCCACAGGAAACUGAUGCUCCUCUCAACCUCACACUGGAGGUGGACCCCAACAAGGACAUCAUUUGUCAGCUGUGCGGUGCCUGGUUCGAGACACGGAAGGGCCUGUCCAGUCAUGCACGAGCCCACCUGCGACACUUUGGGGUGGAGUAUUCUGAAUCUAAGGGCUCUCCCAUAGACCUCCUCAACCAGCUCAUCCACACAGACGACUUCAAGCACAAAGCCAGUACACUGCAGCCUGACAGCCAUGCAGAGCCACGGGGCCUCACAACCACGCUCUCCUCCCCAAAACGAUCCCUGUUGAACCCCUCCCCCUCGUCCUCCUCUUCAUCGCUCCUCUAUAAGGUCACCACAGCUGGAGGUGGGUCUCCAUCCAAAGCUACCUCUUCCUCCGCCUCCUCUUUGCUCGGCCCACCUGCCAAGCGCCCCAAGUCCUCCUCCAUGCAGGUCUUCCGCUUGAGUAGCGGAGAGCUCAUGGCCCUUCCACACAAUGAACCUCCAAAGGAAAUUGGCUGUGAGUUCUGUGGGGAAUACUUUGAGAAUCGUAAAGGCCUCUCCAGCCACGCCCGCUCCCACCUGCGCCAGAUGGGCAUCACCGAGUGGUCGGUCAACGGCUCGCCCAUCGACACCCUGAGGGAGAUCAUCACGAGACGGGGUCUGCCCUGCGCCCUUCCGCUCAAAACCCACAAAACGCCGCCUCCAUCCUCUCCAGGACCCCCUCGCUCACCCCUCUCCCCCUCGUCUUCCCCGUCUUCAGCAACGCUUCUCGGUCGUCUUCCCUUCGCCUUCGCCCGCCCCUCCAGUCCACAGCCUGCAGCUUCUAAGUCAAGCCUAACUCCGCCGACCUCCUCCAGCGGGCUGAUACUUAAGCUGAAGCCUGAGCCGGUGCAGCUGGAAGUCACCAUGCCCGGAGCUGUGGGGAGAUCGGGUGGCUCCUCCUCCGAGCCGCUCAAUUGUAGCUGGAGCAGCUCUGACAACGUGUUCCCCCUCAACUUGGCCAUGGCCCAUGAAGUGGAGCCAACAAGAGACAUCCGCUGCGAGUUCUGCGGGGAAUACUUUGAGAAUCGCAAAGGCCUCUCCAGCCACGCCCGCUCCCACCUGCGCCAGAUGGGCAUCACCGAGUGGUCGGUCAACGGCUCGCCCAUCGACACCCUGAGGGAGAUCAUGCACAAAAGAGGGGUGGGCGCCUCCUCUCCCUCCGAGCAUGCGGUGAAGAAGGAGUCCAGCCAGGGAGGCAGCAGUCCCUCGUGGGAGAGCACAGGCGGUGCUGGCAGUUCAGACGGUCUCGGUAUUUCAGGCUACCAGUCCUCCACGUUCCGUAAAUCUCCGCUCAGUUUGCUGCACUCAGGGUCCAGGCUCCAUAAGCAGGGCUUGGGGACAGUCGGCCCGUCUGCUGCCCCACCUGCAGGGAAGUUUUUCAGGCUGUCCUCGCUGGGGAAGAGACCUCUGUCGGAAGAGUCCCACUCAGUGGAGACUGUGCACUCACCGCCCCAUCAGCUCAAGACUUUCUCACCUCUGCCACAUGACUUCUCCUUCAAAAGAAAGUCUUCCCCAGACAAGCAUGGAGGACACCAGGACGCCAGCUGUGAGCUGUGUGGGUUCUACUUUGAGAACCGUAAGGCUCUGGCCAGCCACGCGCGAGCCCACCUGAGGCAGUUUGGUGUGACUGAGUGGUGUGUAAAUGGAUCCCCCAUCGAGACGCUUAGUGCUUGGAUGCGCAGCAGGCCACAGAAGGUGGUGGAGAUGCACCGUAGCUACAUGCAGGGAAACCGCUCCACCCUCAAGAAGAAGAGCAGCUCACCUCUCUCUCCGUCAUCGGACUCUGAUCAUAUCCUCCCCGUCUCAUCCCAGAAGGCCUCCUCUUCCUCCUCCUCCUCCUCCUCCUCCUCCCAGUGGUCCUCGGUGGCUGUGAGCCUGGUGCGGCCGGCGAGCCACGAGGUCAACCAGGGGUCUUCCAAGACGGCAGACGGUGAAGCCGGUACCAACCUUCUGGCCGCUCCCAUCAGGCCCGGCUGCAGCAGUCCCAGCCCCUUGCGGCAGUCCAGUGCCCUCCCACUCCAAGCACAGGUGGCACGCAGCGAGCUCAACGUCCGCCUGCCCCGAGGUUUUGAGCGACGGCCCCUGAAGCACCCAUCUUGCCCAGACGGGGCAGAGAGGGAGAGCGGCCCGCCGAAGCCUCCCCGCACCGGCACUGUCCCCGCCCUGGUCCCCAAACCGCCCUCCUACCCGCUGGUCAAACUGGUGGGCAAGUUCUACACCCUGAAGUGCCGGUUCUGUGAGGUGGAGUUUCACGGUCCUCUGUCGGUCCAGGAAGACUGGAUCAGGCACCUGCAGCAGCACAUUCUCAAGAUGAACUACAACAAGCCUACUGCGCCCAGAGCCGCCUCCCCCAACCCCCCCAGCCAGGCUGAUGCCCCGGCCAAAGCCUCGGCCCCGGUCUCGGCCCCAGCCUCUGCCUCUACCUCCAGUACCACCACUACAACGACUGGCCUCACCUCCACCUCAGCAUCCACCCCGACCUGCACCGCGGCUCCUGCUGUCGCUCCCGCUCCCGGCAGCUGCUCCCCGACGCCUCCGGCCGAGUGCGCUCCGGCUGUCACUGCCACAAAGAUAGUAGAGGUCUCGGAGGAGCAGCCUGCCCUUACUCCAACCCCUAUUCCUGUCCCGACCCAGACAGUGUGAACUCUUUGUCGUCGCCCCGCCAUCCUUCCACCCGUUGGUUUUGUUCUGCCUUUGCAAUGCCUUUACGUCCAUCCGUUUCUUUCCUUUUGGCCUUUUACAGGGCGUUUUGAGGAGGGUGUUGCCCCCUUAAAGAGCUCUCUGAGCCCCAAGCACCUUCGAAAACAGCUUUCAAGACUGUUAGUAAGUCCCGUUGCCAUGGGAACGAAGCCCUCCUGGCUUAUCUGUGCACCAGGGAUGGGUGAUUAUGGGAACUGUUCAAGGUUGUGGGGAGAGAUGAACUAAUGCUUUGUGUUUGCCUUGUUUAUAUUGAAUGUCAAGGUUUUGACGUGGACCGUUACUGUACAUCUCCUGCCAUUCAGCGGUUGAUUUAGGGGUUAAUGUGACCCUCAUCAAGCUUUGACCCUCCCUGUCUAUGACAGCUUUGCCCCCUUCCCCCUCUAAACAGUGCGUUACUGCGACCAGCGAGGCUUUGAAGCAAGAGCACGCUGGUGGCUCUGGCCUCAGCCUCUCACCAAAAGGUCCUGACUGAGAUUUAACAUUUAUAUGUGUGUUAGUCUCACAGUUGAGACUUUAAACAUGUGUUAACACUUAGUGUUUUUUAAUAGCACUUUUAAUGUAGACAUUUUCACUGAGCACUUACUGAAACGCCCCAUUUUAACAGGGCAAAAUUGACAAAGAAUAAUCCAGAUUGGUAACAGGGGCCGAGAAGUGGAAGCACACCCAAAAAAGGGAAGAGCCCCAACGUUCACUUUAUAACUUAAUAGUGACAGGUGCAGGCACACAAUUUACUGUCCCCAAAAUAUUCAUGUUGCUUGAAUGUAGCUUAAAGCACCUAAUCUAUUAAUACCUUAUAUGCACACAUUUCAUACACAAUCAAAAAAUAUUCUUGCAUCAUAGUCCCCCAGAUUUAUUCAAGUUUGCUGUGUUCAGCAAAUAGGGCUGCUGUUGUGUUGACGGCACAUGGUUCCUUUUUAAUCGCUAUUUAUGGAUUUGAGAAGGGGGGGGGCCAUAGAAAAUGUUCAAGGUUACCCAUUUCAAGUUUUUAUAUUUUCCAUUCACAGUGUUGCCAUUUUCUUCCUGCCUUUUUCAAUGUAACCCAAAUCAUUAUUAUUUAUUUAUUAUACAUCUGAAUGUGGUAAGCUAGGUCAUUUUAAGGCUAAAAUAGAACUUUGGAAUGUUUGAAAAUAGGUCAACAGUGCACUUGUACACAAGUGCGCAUUGUGUGUGUGUGUGUGUGUGUGUGUGUGGGAGUGUGUGCGCGCUCGAGCGUGUGUUAGUUUGUAUGUGCGUGUACAUGCAUAGCAAGUGUACAUUUGAUGCCCACUCUAAUGAAAAAGACAGAAGUAAAACUGCACCACAGAAAGACUUCUCCUCAGCUCAAAGUGGGAGUCUGUCUCUAUUUAGUCUGAUCAGGACUUAAAAUGCAUCCGUCAUUCUGUUAGGAUGUGCCAAAGAGUCUGUUUACUUCCUUGUCUUGCCUCUGUAAAAGCUGUUUACAUUGGACCUCUUUGUGGAGGAAACUCUGCACAGCUAUCAAGUCACCCAGGCUCCACGGUGAACAAUGGAUUGGACGAUGUACUCGCUGGUGGUGGAGAUCUGCGUCCACUUCAUGCACCACCAAGUUGAUCAUUUUAAAGACUUGUGCUACUGAAAGUGGCUUCACGGGACUCUGUUGUUACUGUAGGGGUAGAUUACAACGCUGAGUAAACACUAACACAAACCAAACUUGAUUUCAAGCAGGGCUCUUGAGAACUGUCGGCCCCUCGAUCCAAACUCAUAAACACGUGUGACCUCGGGCUUACGCGCGGAGCAGCUCCAGGGUCCUGAAGCUGAAGUCCCAGUCUGUUUCUUUCUAUGUUGCUUCAGAGUGCGUUCACAUCAACUUGAAACUGAGGCAAUAACUAAAGGGUCCAUGUAGGCUGAUAAACUCUCAAAGUUUGUUCCAGUGUUGAUGACCAUGUUUGAAACAUGACUGUUCAAUCCAAACAAUACCCAACCCCUUUUAUGGAGUAUAGAUAUAUACUAUAUAACUACAUGUACUUAAGAAACUGUUGAUGCUAGUAGAGCUAUCAGCAGUUCUAUUAGCAGGCUAGUUUAAAAAAAAAAAUAAGUGAUCUUAAUUCCUCUAUCGUGAUUUGAUUUCAACCUUUGAUGCUAUGUAUUUUUUAUUGCUCUGUGCAUUUCUGUAUUUGCAGUCCUGGAAGGUGAAUCUUAGAGUAUUUUUUAUUUUUAUCCGUUAGUUUCUCAAAGCUGAAACAUUUGGUGCUGGUGAAAAUGUUGUGGGUGAGGGUAGCUGCGAGUGACUGAAUAAGUGACAACAUUUAACGUGAUUGUCACGUCCUGGUAUCAAAGGACUCUAAAAAACCAGGCCUUAAAGGGGACCACUUUGCACGGUCAGAUAUGAUCCUCCCUCUGCAUUCACAUAGUAAUCGAGUUAAAUGCUGCAGCCGCUUGCAGCUCCGUGGCUGCUUUACUAUGUGAGAUGUGAAUUAAAAGACUGGUGUGUAGCGUUCCCUUUUAAGAUUGCCUGAAAACGUCUAUAACCUUCAGCUGGUGUAACCGGCUGCCUUGUGUGUGUAUCUGCGUGUGUGUGCGCAUGGGUGUGCAAAAAGACAGAGAUGACAAUGAUAAUGACAAUGAGGAAGAAAAGGAUGGAGUUGAGGGAAGAACUGUACUGUACGCAAAGGGUCGAGGUUUAAGUGAAUCAGCUCCUGAACAAACA
Molecule: messenger RNA, 6185 nt
Organism: Myripristis murdjan (pinecone soldierfish)
Lineage: Eukaryota; Metazoa; Chordata; Actinopteri; Holocentriformes; Holocentridae
Gene: wizb
Product: WIZ zinc finger b
Exons: 10
Coding region: 8-3463 (1151 amino acids)
Biological process (GO): regulation of transcription by RNA polymerase II
Cellular component (GO): nucleus
Molecular function (GO): DNA-binding transcription factor activity, RNA polymerase II-specific; RNA polymerase II cis-regulatory region sequence-specific DNA binding
Source: RefSeq, a predicted model, not a curated record